AUGGCAGGAACCUUCCCUGUCACCUCAUCCACAUCCCGAGCUCUGCGUCUGCAGCAGGAAUGGCUGGAGUGGGAGGACCGGAGGGCCGCAGCACAGCAGGCCCGGAGUCGGAGGGGCCCUCCAUGUUCCUGGGCCCAAGUCAGCAGGCCCCGCCGCUUGUGCCGAGACCCAGCCGUCCACAGUGCCCUGCUGGCCGGUGACCUCCCACAGGUCUGCGCCCUGAUCCAGGACAGAGAAGCCGCCAACAUGGUCCUGGAGACAGUAAACAACCAGCUGGCCUGGUCGGCUGAACAGGGAUUCUGGGUGCUGACUCCCAAGACCAAGCUGAAGGUGCCCCUUGCUGUAGCUGCAUCUCAAGGUCAUACUGACUGUGUCCGCCACCUAAUCCAGCAGGGUGCUGAGUUGGAUGCUCGAGUGGGGGGCCAGGCUGCCUUGCACGAAGCCUGCAUUGGGGCCUGGUCUGACUGUGUGCGGCUGCUGCUGACCUUCGGUGCCAGGGCCAACGUGCUGUCUGAGGAGGGCUUGACCCCCUUGCACCUCUGCACAGCCCCCGAGUCCUUGCUGUGUGCCAAACUGCUGCUGGAAGCAGGCGCCGAGGUGAACCUGGCUGCGGGGGACAGCGAGGCCACUGCUCUGCAUGUGGCCGCUGCGCGAGGCCUAGAGCAGCACGUCGCCUUGUACCUGGAGCACGGGGCCGACGUGGCCCGCCGCACCCUGCAGGGCGAGACAGCGCUGAACGCGGCGUGUGCUGCAGCCGAGGGCCCCAGUGGGCCUCUCCUGGCGGUGGCCCGGCGGCUGCUGGAGGCCGGGGCGGACGCGCAGGCGGCAGGGCGCAAGCGCCACACGCCGCUGCACAACGCCUGUGCCAACGGCUGCGGGGCCCUGGCCGAGCUGCUGCUGCACCACGGGGCCUGCGCCACGGCCCGCAACGCAGCAGGCCACACGCCCAUGGACUGCGCGCUGCAGGCCGUCCAGGACGUUCCUAACUGGGAACCUGAGGGUCUCUUCGCAGCGCUGCUGGACUAUGGGGCUCCUCCGGUGCACCCCAAGAAGUUGCAGCUCUGUGCCAACUGCCCCCGGGCACUGGAAGUGCUGCUGAAUGCCUACCCAAGGGUGCCCCCAAGCAGCAACUGGGCAGAGACUGUGCACCCCGAAUUGUGGCAGGAGCACGAAGCUUUCUACAGCUCAGCCCUGAACAUGGAGAACCAGCCCCGGCAGCUGCAGCAUUUGGCGCGACUGACGGUGCGCGUUCAACUGGGGGCUCGCUGCCGCCAGGCCAUCGCCCGCCUCCCACUGCCGCCAGGGCUCAAGGCCUACCUGCUGCUACGCGUGGAGGGGAGCAUCCAGUGA
Molecule: messenger RNA, 1350 nt
Organism: Suncus etruscus (white-toothed pygmy shrew)
Lineage: Eukaryota; Metazoa; Chordata; Mammalia; Eulipotyphla; Soricidae
Gene: ASB16
Product: ankyrin repeat and SOCS box containing 16
Exons: 5
Coding region: 1-1350 (449 amino acids)
Biological process (GO): intracellular signal transduction; neuronal action potential; negative regulation of delayed rectifier potassium channel activity
Cellular component (GO): axon initial segment; synapse; membrane
Molecular function (GO): transmembrane transporter binding
Source: RefSeq, a predicted model, not a curated record